Mus musculus (house mouse) is the source of this 3810-nucleotide messenger RNA. It is a transcript of the gene Kcnk3, whose product is annotated as potassium channel, subfamily K, member 3. Gene Ontology annotation, molecular function: S100 protein binding; outward rectifier potassium channel activity; potassium channel activity. The transcript is spliced from 2 exons. Gene Ontology annotation, biological process: cochlea development; cellular response to acidic pH; cellular response to zinc ion. The record is from RefSeq and is marked validated. Lineage: Eukaryota; Metazoa; Chordata; Mammalia; Rodentia; Muridae. The coding region runs from base 148 to 1377 and encodes 409 amino acids. Gene Ontology annotation, cellular component: membrane; plasma membrane.
CCCCGGGGUGCGGAGCUGGUGCCCGGCGUGGAGAUCCGCGAGCGCAGCCAUGCCCCAGGCCGCCUCCGGGGCAGCAGCGGCGGCGGCGGCCGGGGCCGGGGCGCGGGCCGGAGACGCCGGAGGGCCGGCGAGGACCCGGGAGGGACGAUGAAGCGGCAGAAUGUGCGCACGUUGGCUCUCAUCGUGUGCACCUUCACCUACCUGCUGGUGGGCGCCGCGGUGUUCGACGCACUGGAGUCGGAGCCGGAGAUGAUCGAGCGGCAGCGGCUGGAGCUGCGGCAGCUGGAGCUGCGGGCGCGCUACAACCUCAGCGAGGGCGGCUACGAGGAGCUGGAGCGCGUCGUGCUGCGCCUCAAGCCGCACAAGGCCGGCGUGCAGUGGCGCUUCGCCGGCUCCUUCUACUUCGCCAUCACCGUCAUCACCACCAUCGGCUAUGGUCAUGCGGCGCCCAGCACGGACGGAGGCAAGGUGUUCUGCAUGUUCUACGCGCUGCUGGGCAUCCCGCUCACACUAGUCAUGUUCCAGAGCCUGGGUGAACGCAUCAACACCUUCGUGAGGUACCUGCUGCACCGUGCCAAGAGGGGGCUGGGCAUGCGGCACGCCGAGGUGUCCAUGGCCAACAUGGUGCUCAUCGGUUUCGUGUCGUGCAUCAGCACGCUGUGCAUCGGCGCAGCUGCCUUCUCCUACUACGAGCGCUGGACUUUCUUCCAGGCCUAUUACUACUGCUUCAUCACCCUCACCACCAUCGGCUUCGGCGACUAUGUGGCGCUGCAGAAGGACCAGGCGCUGCAGACGCAGCCGCAGUAUGUGGCCUUCAGCUUCGUGUACAUCCUCACGGGCCUCACGGUCAUCGGCGCCUUCCUCAACCUCGUGGUGCUGCGAUUCAUGACCAUGAACGCCGAGGACGAGAAGCGUGAUGCGGAGCACCGCGCCCUGCUCACGCACAACGGCCAGGCUGUCGGCCUGGGUGGCCUGAGCUGCCUGAGCGGUAGCCUGGGCGACGGCGUGCGUCCCCGCGACCCAGUCACAUGCGCUGCGGCCGCGGGAGGCGUGGGCGUGGGCGUCGGUGGCAGCGGCUUCCGCAACGUCUAUGCCGAGGUGCUGCACUUCCAGUCCAUGUGCUCGUGCCUCUGGUACAAGAGCCGCGAGAAGCUGCAGUACUCCAUCCCCAUGAUCAUCCCGCGGGACCUCUCCACGUCCGACACCUGCGUGGAGCACAGCCACUCGUCGCCGGGAGGCGGCGGCCGCUACAGCGACACGCCCUCACACCCCUGCCUGUGCAGCGGGACGCAGCGCUCGGCCAUCAGCUCGGUGUCCACGGGCCUGCACAGCCUGGCUGCCUUCCGCGGCCUCAUGAAGCGCAGGAGCUCGGUGUGAACCACAGCCAGACCUGGAGCACCUGUGAGCCAGAGGGGUAGGGGACCUGCCUGCAGAAGCCGCAGGAGUUGGCCAGAAGGCCCCCCAAAGACGCCUUCGGGCCCCAUGGGAAGUCCCCAGCCCAUCACCACCACCACCACCUCUACUCUUCCCCAGCCCCUAAAUCUCCAACUGUGCAGGCUAUCACUAGCCAGCAGGAGGCGGGGCUCUGAGGACCCCUGGAGCCCCCAUCGGAGCCGAAGAAUUCCGAGAAAUGUGAAACUUAGGGGGUGGGGAGCCCGGAAAGCAGCCACGGGGAGCUGCUGAGAAGCCCCCAGUCCUCAGAGGCCCUACGGGGGCCCCAGACCCCUCACCUCCGGAGGGAACUAAUGUUCUCGGGUUUUGUUUUCUGUUUUCUGUUUUGGUUUGGUUCUCUCUCUCUCUCUCUCUCUCUCUCUCUCUCUCUCUCUCUCCCUCCCUCCCUCCCUCCUUCUCUCUCUCUCUUCUACUUACACCUCCUCUGGGUUCUCCAAAGCCCAAGGUGUUUUUGUCCAGGUCACCCCCACUCAGUCCCACCUGGCUCUCAUCCCCAGCCAUGUCUCCCAGCCUUCCACUACCUUACGUGUCCACUCCCUUCUGUUUUUUGCAUGGCUAUGCAGUUAUGGAAGAAAAAAAAAAAAAAGGAAACCCCAGCAGCCCCUAAAGCUAGUCCCCAGAGGGCAAGAUAAAAAAGAAAGAAAGAAAAAAAAAAAAAAGAAGAAGAAAAAAAAAGGGCAGGCCACAGAUGUUAGAGCAGAGUGUGUGCAGAAACUGUGGCUUCCACCUCUGCGGGGUGGACAUCUGUAGGUGAGCCACCUGGAGUCUGGGAACAUUCUCAGGGGCUCCUGAGAGACUCCAGCCUUCAGGACUGCCCUUGGAAUCUAAAACAUGGACUCCCCUUUGCUGUCCCUGGCUGCAGCUGCUCAUUCACUCGUCCAUAGGUUGUUUUUUUUUGUUUGUUUGUUUUUUUGUUUUUUGUUUUUUUGUCCCAGAAACCCUGUGCCACCUCCGUAUUCAUUUGAGUGUAAUAACACUCUAGUUAAGUCACCUGGGCAGUUCUUAUGGCCAUUUUUCAGAAGAGGAAAACAGGUAAAAAAAAAAAAAUUUUUUUUUUUACUUGCCCGGGGUGUCUUGAAGGGGAACAGCCUGCCGGCUUGUUCCCAGCCCAAGUGCUCUUUCUUCAGGCUCAGCCUGCCCUCAGAAGCGAAGCCCCUGCAGGCAACACCCCAGCUUUGUGUAGGCAGCUGGGGUUUAAACCAGAAUCAAAAGCCCCAGCCUGAGCCACUGCCAGGGCUCUGCCUCUGGUACUCUUUAGCCCAGAGACUGAGGCUCUAAAUGGACCCUUGUCUCUGUUCACAAGCAGGGAAGUCCUUGGGACCAAGGUAAGAAGGACUGAGUCUCAUGGACUACAAGCCAGCAGUUGGCACUCUUGAGAGUUCAGGGACUGGGCAGAGCAGCCCAGACAGCUGACAGGUAUAUCCUGGGACGUUUUCCCUGGCCUAGAAGCCAGGAUAAAUGCAUCCUAAGUUGCUAGAGUAACUUCCACUGCAGCCAGGAACACCCCUCUGGAGGGAAGGAGGUAUUGGGCCUGCUAUGCCUUCUACCUCCUCUACCUGCAACCCAGUGGAGGGUGGCUUGCUACUGGGGACAAGCUGGAGGUGGAAACCAGGACAACAGAAGGGUAUGUGUGGGGCUAUGGGUAUAGCCCCAAGUUUUAUUCCCAGUACCAUGAAAAGGGAAACCUUUCCCCUGCAGAGCUGCCUUCUGCUCACUGUUCCCAGGCCUAGCUCCAUACUGCUGAGUAAGGCCAAUGUGACCAUUUGGGGAGGUAGAGAGAGAGCCCCACCAUGUCCUCCAGGUCCUGGGAAAUCCUUAGGUGGAAGGAAUCUGGCCUGUGUGUAUCCCAUGUCCGUGUGGAGGAGCUGGCCCCUGUGUCAAGGGGGAAUGGAACCCAGCAGCUGGAGAGGUGCUGUCUGUGUUUAUGUUGGGCUGGAGGCAGUGCUGGCUGCCUCUGUCCUGUGUGUGACCCUGCCCUCGAGGGGUCAAGUCCCGUCAGAUCCGAGGGAGCCACAACCAAAGUUACAGAGAGGGUGGGGAAGGCAGCAGAGUGGCCCUAGGGUCUAAGCAUGGGGGACUGCUGGUCUCCUGUAGGGUCUUUGCCUAGGGAACUAGAAGGCCACUGUCACUUCCUGUCUCACCCCCUCCCAUGCAGGCAGCCUUUCUGCUUCCCCAAUGCCUUAUGCCUGGGCACACUGCCACAGAAUAUGCAAUAUGUGUGGGUGACAUCCCCACACCCACCCGGGCAGCCCCUAAGUCCCCAGGCUGUGGCUGCCCUGGCCCCCUUUUCAGCAGCUCCUGCCCAUCUGUCUUCACACUGAGAAUGGCGCCUAAUAAAUGCUGUCCAUGGAGACCAGG